This is a messenger RNA of Phragmites australis (common reed), 1366 nucleotides long. RefSeq names its product putative yippee-like protein Os10g0369500. The coding region runs from base 109 to 456 and encodes 115 amino acids. The transcript has 3 exons. The record is from RefSeq and is a predicted model, not a curated record. NCBI's taxonomy places the organism in Eukaryota, Viridiplantae, Streptophyta, Magnoliopsida, Poales, Poaceae.
CCGUGAAGGAAAUAAAAUGCGACCAAGUCGCAGAGGCCUUCUCCUCUGGCCUCUCACUUUCGGUGCCAUCCAUCGCUGCGCCCUCUCUCGAUCGGUCGGGCAAUCGAAAUGGGGCUGCUGUUCGUGGAGGUGCUCCCGCGGGACGGCGGCGAGCCGGUGCUCAAGUGCCGGCGGUGCCGCGUGGACGCUGCGUCCACCAGCGCCAUCGUCUCCAGGGACUUCCAGGGCCGCUUCGGCCGCGCAUACCUCUUCGACCACGUAGUGAACAUAACCCUAGGCCCUAACGAGGAUCGGUACCUUAUGACUGGACUGCAUACGGUGAAUGAUAUCUACUGUAACUGUUGCCAACAAGUUCUUGGCUGGAGAUAUGAUGUGAAUGGUGCUGUUAGUACUCAUUAUUGUCAAGGGACCCAGUUACAAUUGCACAUCAAGUUAAGCUACUGUCACCUGUAUUAGUCUCCAUUUUUUUGUCUUCUAGUUCACUUUCAAACAAAGAAUGGGACCUGUCACCUGUGGUUUGUUCUCUAGUUGUGCUACUGAUUAAUGAGGAUUAGCAUUUUCGACAACUACAGUUUGAAGGUGAAACAUGGUACUCCUCUAACACUGGUAGAUGUAAUCCAUUUCAAAUUAGCCUUCAGUAUAACUCAAGAUUUUACUGCUAACUGUUGUAGAGAAUCUAGAGUUUGUACAUGCCUUUGGUUUUACACUGAAAUGGAGCUCAUUACCUACUUCAAUGAUGCUUGUGUACAUCGAAUUUAAAUUCAAUUUGGUUACUCCAAUUCCAUCAGAGCUUGUGUGAUACUGACGGUGCACAAUAAUUUCUUCAUCAGAUUAUGUCUGUCAUGUGAACGCUUCCCGGUUACCUUGUUCUGCAAUUCAGAGCCCUUUGCCCCACCAAGGGACAAGUAGUCGUGGUUUCCCCUGUUGAUCUGGCAACUUGUUUCUUACUUUCCCCUUGUUCUUUUAUGGAUUCGUUCCAUACUAGUAAUUAGGAAAGUACAUCUACUAUCAUCGCCCUCAAAUAUAUUCUCAUCCAAAUACUCAGUGCUAUAUAUUGAUUUUAUUUAGCAGACAUUCUCACAUCUCUUCCACUUGCUCAACAAAACUACUGGAACCAAGCUUCAUUGAAAUUCAGAUGUUUAUACACGUAAUCUCAUUACACCCAAUAAUUGAAUUAAGAUAUUUAUUCCUAAAUGCCAUAAGGCAUAACUAAGGUGGGUUUCAUCUGUAUCUGGUUCGUUAUCAUUGACUUUGGUAAAACUAUGUCGAGAAAUUUGAUGUGAGUGAUUGAGUCUCUGCAUUUCUGCUAUUUUAACUAGGAGCAUCCAUGUACUAGCCCACACUCUUGACUGAUCCUUCUUAAUAA